Pocillopora verrucosa is the source of this 2236-nucleotide messenger RNA. RefSeq names its product serine/threonine-protein kinase 40. Gene Ontology annotation, biological process: protein phosphorylation. NCBI's taxonomy places the organism in Eukaryota, Metazoa, Cnidaria, Anthozoa, Scleractinia, Pocilloporidae. Gene Ontology annotation, molecular function: ATP binding; protein kinase activity. The record is from RefSeq and is a predicted model, not a curated record.
AUGGAUUUAACUUCCGUGCGCAACAUUUCACACUUGGCAAGCCACCGACAUAGCUUUCUUAAAUUCCCUUCCCGUUUCUGUUUACAUGGUACACUAUGCGAUCCAGCGGCUCAGGAUCAUCAGGAGUGAAAAGAAAGGCGUCUUGCCUUGAAAGUGGAGAAUCGUCCUCAUCAACUUCAAACUCAAGUUCACCAUUGAGUUCGAGAAGAGCUUUCAUUAGAGCUUCGAAUCGCGGAACGCUGAAGCGCGCUGGUCCGUACUUACUUGGGCCAAGGUUGGGCAACUCGCCCGUCCGUAGCAUUGUUCAGUGUUUAGCCAAAAAGGAAGGUACAGAUGACUUUUAUUCAAUCAAAAUUCUAACCCUAGCAGAUCCAGGACGCGAAAGUUACGACGACAAACAAGGAAAAAUGUUGUUACACACGGAGUAUUCACUGCUCUCUCUCUUAAACGAUCAAGAUGGCGUUGUGCAUCACCAUGGACUUUUCAAAGACGAAUAUUACGAAGAAGUACCGCUUGAAAAAGAUUCUACGAACUCAGCGGCAAGCCAUCGCUCUCAAAAUGCGUGUGCAAGACAAUUUAGAAUCCGACAUCGUCUGUGUUUAGUUUUGGAUUGCCUUUGUGCCCACGACUUUAGUUCGGAAACAGCGGACCUCAUAAACCUUCAACAUUACGUGAUACGAGAGAAACGGUUAUCCGAAAGAGAAACGAUUAUAAUUUUCCACGACAUCGUCAGAGUAGUGGAGUGUUUACAUAAGAGAAACAUAGUACACAGAGACUUAAAACUUGGAAAUAUUGUGCUAAAUAGAAGCACAAAAAGAAUAACAAUUACAAAUUUUUGCCUGGGGAAGCAUCUUAUACGAGAUAAUGAUCUGUUGAAAGACCAGCGAGGAAGUCCAGCUUACAUUAGUCCAGAUGUUCUUAGUGGGGCUCCUUAUUCAGGGAAAGCAAGUGACAUGUGGGCUCUUGGAGUCGUUUUAUACACCAUGCUGUACGGUCAGUUUCCAUUCUAUGACAGCAUACCUCACGAGCUGUUCAGAAAGAUCAAAACUGCAGAGUUUGUACUUCCAAACGACGGGCGCGUGUCUGAUAACACCAAGUCACUGAUAGGUCUGUUGCUAAUGCUAGACCCUCAAAAGAGACUUACAGCCUCUGGUGUGUUGGAUUUCCUGAGGAACACUAUGACAGCAAGUAGGUAUCUUACUAACACAGUCAGUGAACCUGCACAAGUUGUCCCAGAUAUAGAUGAGGAGUCUUCAAGUGACUCCACGAAGGAAUUUGAUAGUUCAUCGAGGCUAAGAGCACCAGAACUUGAACUUCGUUUGUCAAAAUAUCGUGACAAUGUGAGCAAUAAGGAGCCAAGACUGACUCUCACCCGUGAGAGUCUCACGCAGCCGCCCAUACGACGGAUUUCAGAGGACGCCCGACCGCUCACGGCGGCCGAAAUUCUGGCCCAUCGUCAUUUGUUAUAGCUGGUGAUGCUUGUCCAAAAGUGUAAUACACUGUACUAAUUGUAAAGAUCUGAUCAGUUAUUCUUCCCUUCCGUUUGUUAUACAUUUCCUUGUAAACAAGUGAAUGGAAAUUAGUUCCUUUUCAAAGUGGCGCCCUUUAGCCUAUAAAUUUGUCUAUUCCUAUCACCCAUUUGCUGGACAAAGUGUUGGGUUGAAUUUGGAGAAAUUGCAUUUUAAUCACCUCUAGGAGUCGAAGGCUUAAAAGCUUUUGGUAAUAAGAAUCAUAAAGAGACGACUCUUACAGGAAUAAGAGUAGAAACCUCCAAGUUGUCCCAAUCAACGAUUGUGGAGCCGAUUUCAAUCUGCUAUUAGUCGGAAAUAGCAUUGCAUUUGGUUGUGUAGCAACCAAGUUCUAGUAUCCGUUAAAAAGAAAAAAAAGAAAAAAAAUAUGUUGAAAUUUGCUUCCACUAAUAAAUCGUUAAAUCCUGAUUGGCCCUUGACCUACAAAAUUAUGCCCCUACAUUUCGACGAGAGUGUUCUCAGAGAAUUUUGCUUUAUUAUUAUUUUCUUUGACAAAAAUGACUCUCGAUGAAAAAAGGAUCCCCAAGAACAUACGUAAGAUGAUACCUUUCUAUGAUAAUCAAUCAAUUCUGUGAACAAUUUAUUUAUAUGGGCUGCAAAGAAGUGUUGGAAAUUCAAUAUGGGGGAUAUUUACAAACAAAUUAUCUAUUUCUGGCUAUUGCCUCCUGGUGUCUGAGAAAUAAGUAUUAUUCAAAAUCAAAUUCAAA